Physella acuta is the source of this 2111-nucleotide messenger RNA. RefSeq lists its product as uncharacterized. The record is from RefSeq and is a predicted model, not a curated record. Lineage: Eukaryota; Metazoa; Mollusca; Gastropoda; Physidae.
AUUGUAUGGCGAAGAUUUGAGAAAUGCCAUCUAAAAGAGUGUGAAGGACAAGGAUUUAUAAAUUUAACAAUACGGACUAUCAGGAUCUGAAUUAAUAAUGUUUUUGUUGUUCUCCGUUAACCUCAAGUUCAUCAAUACACAAAAGACGUCAUAUACAAUACACAAUACACAUUUUAAACCGUCUUUUCUGUCAUAUUAUCUUUACUCGAACAAAUGUGUCACAAAUAAACCAAACAAGUUAUUUAGCCAGUGCGGUGUCUUAAUUUUUCAUACACAAGUAAUAGCGGGGAAAUUAAACAACCGUGAUAGUUUAUUUUUAAAGCUAGGUUAUAAAUAGAAUUUCGCAGUAACUGACUGAACGGCCAUUUUGAAAACCUUUUAUCUUGAAGCUGAUGUUUUCAACUCCCGUUCCACACUUUGACGUUGGUGGGAGGAGGAUAUAGAAGACAUCACCGUCCCUUACCAUUCCCUAACUUGUCCUUGGAGCGGGAGUGAGGUGUCUUGGAUAAGGAGGUUAUACGUUGCCACUGAAAAUGACUGUCGAUCCUAGAAUCAAGAUCUAUACAUCAUACUGAAUUACCAUUUUCAAUUGUAGACUCUAGCUAAUAAUUAAAAAUAAUUUGUAAAAUAGUUCAAACUACAAGAUACACAAAACAGCUCAUAGAUCCAAACAAACCAUGGAAACCUCAAUUGAAUUAAGAGAAGAAAAACUAGACUCACAAUUUGGACCUGAAGGUAUGUCAUACUUUGAGAGUCCAGCUGAAGUUAUCAACACUGACCAAAUAAGUGUCUUUCAUCCAGGAAAUCAUGAAGCUGAGAUGUGCUAUAGAGGAGAAGCUGAGUUACACAAACACGUUACUGACUGUAAGAAGAAUCCAGGUCACAAAGGUUUUAUACCUCUUAAAGAUUUCAACACAAGUUGUCUCCCUUCACGUUACCAUGACGACGACCUCGUUUCUGAGACAAUUAAAGCAAUGGCAGCAAUAACUGUCCAGGUAAAGACUAAAUUUACCAGUCUAGAGAGACCAGAGUUUUACCCAGGCACUCAAGUUCUAUAUCCAUGUUAUCAGGACAGAGGAAGUCACGUGAUGAGAAUUGGGACGGGAAAGGUGUAUGAAGUGAACAAGUACACAGAGGGUGACAAAACGUGUCGUUGUGCCAAGUGUAAAGUCUCCGCCACACCCAGCAAAGUUUGGGGGGAGGUCCGUGUGGUAUCUGCUACACAUGUGGUCUUUGAUGCCAGUGAGGCGAGACAGACCAGGUGUGUUUUAGGUUUUGAUGACAAUAAAAGUCCAGUGGUCAGUCUUGAUGGCUGGGAGAUGGAGGAUGCAGAAAUUGAGGGAGACAAGUGUCAGUUGUAUUAUACUACUUGUGACUUAGAGUUGCUUGAUGAACUGGACAAGAUAAAUGAGCGCUUUGAGGAUCUAUGUGACGAAGUAAAGGACAAAUACAGGGGAUUUGAUGACGUGGACAAGUUGACCGUUAUAGUGUCACAUCCUCAUGGCUGUCCUAAACAGGUCUCUGUAGGACAAUGGACACACAAACGUGAGAGGUUCGAUUACUUAACAAUGACCAGGUACUGGUAUACAACAUGUACAUGUCCAGGCUCCAGUGGAGCGCCUGUCUAUAGACAGGGGCAUGACAUGUUUUACCACCAUCCUCACAGUGGAUCAAACUCUAAAGGAAAUUAUAGUGGGGAGUGGUAAGACUAACGUAACUUUUAGUUCUCUCCCCUUGUCUACACAACGUAAUAAAACAAAUGGCGGAAUUAUGUGCUAAGACUUGCACGUUAUUACAUUUAAAUGAUUAAAACAAAUGUUUCAUUGGAUGUAAAAUAUUUAAAGAUUAUUUUUGACAUCUACCAUUCUAAAUUUUAGAGUUGUUUUGGUUUUAAAAUGUUGUAAAUAUUUGUCCAUAACUAAUAUUGUUGUCCUAGAAAUCAAAGAUAUAAAUGUUAGCCUAGAUAGGCCCUAGCUAGAUGUUCUUAUAAAUUAUCUAUUUUUUUGUUUACAUAUAUUUUAAAUAACUAGAAACUUAAUCCUAAAAACAAAACAUCUUUUUUUUAUAAUCGUUGGCUUCACUAAAAGAUUUCUGACUUCUGCCAUGUAAAA